This is a messenger RNA of Gastrolobium bilobum, 761 nucleotides long. Its product is annotated as small ribosomal subunit protein uS8my. The record is from RefSeq and is a predicted model, not a curated record. The coding region runs from base 43 to 432 and encodes 129 amino acids. Gene Ontology annotation, biological process: translation. Gene Ontology annotation, cellular component: cytosolic small ribosomal subunit; ribosome. NCBI's taxonomy places the organism in Eukaryota, Viridiplantae, Streptophyta, Magnoliopsida, Fabales, Fabaceae. Gene Ontology annotation, molecular function: structural constituent of ribosome. The transcript is spliced from 3 exons.
GUUGGUUUGAUACAGAUAGAGAAAGAGAGGGUUUUGAGUGGGAUGGGGAGGAGGAUACUGAAUGAUGCGUUGAGGACUAUGGUGAAUGCAGAGAGGAGAGGGAAAUCUACGGUGGAGCUCAACCCCAUCUCCACUGUCAUCUCUUCCUUUCUCAACAUCAUGAAACACCGUGGCUAUAUCAAGGACUUUCAAGUCUAUGAUCCGCAUAGAGUGGGGAGGAUAACAGUACAACUACAAGGUAGGAUUAACGAUUGCAAGGCCCUUACAUACCGACAAGACCUCAAGGCAAUGGAUAUUGAAGCCUACAGAUUGCGCACUCUUCCUACACAUCAGUGGGGUUAUGUUGUGAUUACUACUCCUGAUGGUGUUUUGGAUCAUGAAGAGGCCAUUAAAAAGAAUGUAGGUGGCCAGGUUCUUGGUUACUUUCACUGAAAAUAAUCAUCACCAUGUUAAUUUGGCCAGAUAUUGUUGUGUUCAGCUAUAUUUCCUGAUAAACAUUGAAUGAAUGCGAUGACAGAAUGUUUUGUUCGGCAAAGGGGGUUUUGCUUUCAAUUAUUGCUUUGUCAUGUAUGAAUUUUACCGCAGUUCAUGCGUGAUGAGCGGGAUGGAUUGGAUUUCAUGCUUUGUUGAAAUUAGUACUGUUUUUGUUAAAUAAUAGACUAGACAUGAAAUCAUGAAUGGAUGUUACAUCACCUUAGUUUGUAAUUUUCUUCAAUUUCAGAGUUGCACUUACGUAGUCCUUAGUUAAUUUAAGAAUGCUU